Dunckerocampus dactyliophorus (ringed pipefish) is the source of this 1980-nucleotide messenger RNA. It is a transcript of the gene foxq2, whose product is annotated as forkhead box Q2. The record is from RefSeq and is a predicted model, not a curated record. Lineage: Eukaryota; Metazoa; Chordata; Actinopteri; Syngnathiformes; Syngnathidae. The transcript is spliced from 2 exons. Gene Ontology annotation, biological process: anatomical structure morphogenesis; regulation of transcription by RNA polymerase II; cell differentiation. Gene Ontology annotation, molecular function: RNA polymerase II cis-regulatory region sequence-specific DNA binding; DNA-binding transcription factor activity, RNA polymerase II-specific. The coding region runs from base 167 to 985 and encodes 272 amino acids.
CGCUGAUGAGCGCAUCAAGGUUAACAACAGUUGAGAGGCUCAUCUUUAUCUGUGAUCUUGUCAACAGUAAGACUUCGGCGAAAGAAGCCGGGGGAAUUGCGGCGCUCCUUUUGCCGGACCCAGUUCUGGGAAGACCAUUUUCUUAAUCAUCUGUACAAUUUCUGUAAUGAGUGGCAGAUAUUUAAGAGACGAAAUGACAACGACAACCGAGGACAGAAGCAGCCGGGAGCGUCUGGGACUGAGCUUCACCAUCGACUACCUUCUGUUCAACAAAGGAGUCAAAGGAGUCCCAGGAACAGAGGAGCAGACUGCGAACAAUGUGGUCGCCAUACAAGAGAAGUCGCUGGAGAGGUCAGCAGAGACCGGAGAAAAGAAAGUUCUAGGACAGGAGGGGGAUGAAGAGCAACAAGAGGAGGGGGAGGAGGAGGUGACCACCACUCCCAACACCACCACAACCAUGUCUUACGGCAGCGAUUUGGACAAGUCCGAGGACAAACCCAACCAGUCUUACAUCGCGCUCAUCUCUAAGGCCAUCCUUGCGUCUGAGCAGAAGAAGCUGCUUCUGUGUGACAUCUACCAGUGGAUCAUGGAACACUUCCCUUACUUCAAGAGCAAGGAUAAAAACUGGAGGAACAGCGUCCGACACAACUUGUCCCUGAACGACUGCUUCAUCAAAGCAGGCCGCAGCGACAACGGGAAAGGCCACUUCUGGGCCAUCCACCCGUCAAACUACCAGGACUUUUCCAACGGGGACUAUCACUGCCGGAGGACCAGGCGAAGGGUCCGCAGGGUGGCCGGACAGCUCCAGCUCUCUCCUCUCAGCUCACCCUAUCACCUCUCCCUUCAACACAAAACAGCUUGCUGGUGCUGUCCACAGGUCCACACGCUCCCCGUGUCCUGCUUGGCCCCCAGACUCUACUGGCCUUGGUCACGCGCGCAAGGGCUUGUUGGCUUUCAUCCCAGCCUGCACAUCGCCGCACCUUAACGGCCAACAACUUUGGCAGUGAUUCACCAUCCAGUCAUUUUAGAUUAUUUAUUUAACUCUUCUAACUCUGCUAAUCCUGAACCAUAGCAGACAAAAGGGCAAACAUUUUGUCAACUCUAUCUCACACAGUUCAAUGCAUUCUACAAAACAACCCACUGUAACUUUAGGGCGUUUAGUCGAAUCUCCACAAAAUUUGGUUCACACCUUUAGGGGACUGACAAGCACUACUGCACAACAUUUGCGCAAGUGUGGUUGAAAAACAUGGCUUCCAUCAAGCAAACCACUAAUCACUCAUAGGUCAUUGAUCAUUUGUCUAAUGAUUUGUCUGAUGAUUAUAAAACUCAGAUGAUGUUGGUAUUACAUGUAUGCUAGCAUGUCUUCCAUGGCAUCCAAUAGGGAUCACCACAAAUGUCAUUAACAGUUUUUUUCCCCUCUUGAGGGCCACUUUGAUAUUCGCCACCUUUUGUUUAGAUAUGCGAAAACCAAUUCAAUAUACAGCUGUUCAAGCGAUACUGUAGCUGUAGUUAUAAAUUAAAAAAAACAUUUUUAGAAUAUGUUGUUGGCCAAAAAAAGAACAUUAGGCCCCGGGGCUGCAAGUAACCCCUUGGCCAGACUUUGCCCAUCCCUGGUUUGGGUGGACCAUGCACCUAAAGGGUGUAAAAUGCAUUUCACAGUACUGUGCAAAAGUCUUCGGACACUACUAGCUUUUCACAGCAGUCAUUAUACAGGAGUGUUUCACCAUUAUACAUGGAACAGUCCACCCCCCCAGAAUCAUCAGUAAUGGUGCUACACAUCUGUCCAUCAUCCUCCAUAAACCAGGAAGAAGCCUAACUAACACAAGACUAGAUAAACAAACUAAUCAUAGACUUUUGCACGGCACUAUUAACGUCAAAGACCAAAGUUAAAAUGUUGUUCUAUGAAGCUAAUUGCACUUGUCUCAUUUGUACUAAUCAUUUUUUGGUAGAACAAAGAAACUGUUUUGUCAUGAUCUCAUU